Esox lucius (northern pike) is the source of this 4785-nucleotide messenger RNA. It is a transcript of the gene tnxba, whose product is annotated as tenascin XBa. Lineage: Eukaryota; Metazoa; Chordata; Actinopteri; Esociformes; Esocidae. Bases 135 to 4424 code for a protein of 1429 amino acids. The record is from RefSeq and is a predicted model, not a curated record. Gene Ontology annotation, molecular function: protein binding. The transcript is spliced from 15 exons.
CCGACUGAUACACACACAAGUCCCUGGAGGAACUGUUGUCCUGGAUAACCCUGGUGGAUUGGCUUGCUUCUAAAGAACUCUGUGGAAUCUCCAAAGACAGUGUCUCUAUAUCAAUUUAAGGCACUUUAGUUAUAAUGUGGUUUUCUUUAUCCAUCCUCAUUCUGCUCACCACUUUCCCCUCCUUUCAAACCACAAUAAACAAAGAGAAGAAAAAUGCCACAGGAACUACAAGUGAACCCAAACCUCAACUCAUCACACUCUCCCUUACAAAACCUAAAACAGCCACACUUGUUAAACUCACCAAACAGACCCCUAAAUCCACCCCAAAAGUCCUAAUGCAGACCACAGCUAACCAAACUCUCCCAGUCCCCUCGAUCCUCAUCAAGCCUGUGCCAGCCAUGCUCGUCAAAAUCACCAAAGAGACCCCUAAGCCCACUUCUAAAGCCAUAAGCCCAACCACAGCCAAUCAGACACUCCCAGCUCCCUCAAACCCUAUCAAGCCUCCAACAGCCAAACUCCUCAAACCGACCAAAGCGGCCCCUAGACACACCCUGAAAACCCUAACCCCAACUUUAGUCAAUCAGACACUACUAGCUACCUUAAAUGCCCCCAAGCCACCAACAGCCAAACUUGUCAAACUUUCUAAAGAGAUCCCUAAACCCACCCAGAAACCCCUAAGACCAACCACAGCCAAUCAAACACUCCUAUCCCUCUCAAGCCACGUCAAGCCUCCAACAGCCACAGAAGUCAAACUUUCUAAAGAAACCACAAAACCCACUCAGAAACACCUAAGCUCUACCGCAGCCAAUCAGUCACUCCCAGCUCCCUCAAACUCUGUCAAAACUCCAGCAGCCAACCUUGUCAAACUUUCUAAUGAGACGUCUAAAUCCACUCUGAAAUCCUUAAGCCCUAACGCAGCCAAUCAGACUCUCCCAGCGCCCUCAAACCCUGUCAAGCCUCCAACAGUCACACUUGUGAAACUCUCUAAAGAGUCCCCUAAACCCACCCAGAAAACACUAAGCCCUACCACAGCCAAUCAGACACUACCAACCCCCUCAAACCCUUUCAAACCUUCAAAAGCCACACUUGUGAAACUCUUAAAAGAGACCACUAAACGCACCCAGAAACCCCUAAGACCUACCGAAGCCAAUCAGACACUCCCAGCUCUGGCAAAACCCCUCAAACCUAAAACAGUUAGCAAUCCAAAGACCACGAAGACCACCAAAGACAAACCCUCAACCACAUCGCCACAACCCAACCCCAUCAAGGUGCUUGUCACUUCUGAGCCCAGCUGCAUCCACAAGAAUGCAGAGAAGGACGCUGGCAACCGCACAAAGGAGCACACCCAGACCCACGAGCUGAAAGUUAAGCAUGGCUCACCGUUAACACUGACCCACCACAUCAGCCUUGUCCCUACAUUCUGCACCGGGGCCUGUGUGGCCGAGAUGGCAGCACUGAAAGGCCGCGUGGCUAGGCUGGAGAAAGAGAUGUCCCUAAUGAAGAGCAAAUGUGCAUCCUGCUCCAAAGGCCUCUGUCCCAAGGACUGUAGUGGAAAUGGGAAAUGUGAGAAGGGAAAGUGUGUCUGCCUGCCAGGCUUUCUGGGUCUAGACUGCAGUAAGUGCACACCUGCAGCAAACUGCAGUAAAAGUGCCAGCGACAAAGUCCAAAUAACAGUGGAGACAGUGACAUUAAAGUUGUCACCUGAGAGCAAAAUUGUCAAGGAGAGUGGGCAGGGGAAGAAGGCCAAGGCUGAUCAGACACUCUUCAAAAAGAAAACAGAUGCCAAUGAUCUGAAGAAGGCUACAGCCACAAAAGAGGGUGACAUCAAAACAAAGGACACCACAACUGUAAAAGCAGGCCUUUUCAAGACACUGCCCAAACAGGGAGUUAAAGACACUAAAACCAACAUUAAAGGCUCCUCACAUUCUAAUGCUACAAAGAUUGGACUGGGCCGACCCACUGUUGGACAGGUUCUCUUGAAACACCAUGGGGAAAGAAAGCAAGAAAGUAAAGGCAAAACGACAGUUUUAAAAAAGAAGUCCAACCCUGACCUGAAGUUGAAAGUGGCAGCUAAGGAGGAAUCUGCAGGUAAAGACAAUGCUAAAUCUGGCAACCUCAAUGACCAGCCCCAGGCCAACCUCACCCAGAGCACUUUGAAGACAACCGCCAACAAAACCCAGUCCGGAAAAGAAACUCUGGAACAGUCGACUUUGGCCGAGAAAAACGUUACUCUUACAUCUGAGAAGAAAGUCGUAAAGAAGGACAAGCUAGGAAGAAACGUAAACGUCACAAAGGUGUCAUUUUCUACUGACGGCACUAAGUCUGUGAAGGGCAAUAAGACAGAGGCAGACAUGACUCAAACUAGUGGGAAUACUGGCUCAGGCAAGGACAAGACGGUUCCACAGAGGAGACAGCAUGUGAUCAACGUGACCACAGUGGAGACCACCUCUGAAGUCAGUGUCCUCAGCAACAAGACAACAACUGUCCAGUCCCCCAGAAACGUCACCAAGAAGGCAGGAACCGGAGUCGGCGGUGGACUUGGAUCUGUGAAGGUUCAGAAUGUCACCACAUACAGCUUCACCCUCGUAUGGUCUGCACCGACAGCCAUGUUCAAAAACUUCACAGUUUCCAGAACAGAGCACGGGGAUGAAGGUGAGGAAGAGGAGGAGGAGGCAGAAGAAGGAGGCACUCUCGGUGGAGAAGAGAAAGUCACAGUGUCUGUCAAUGUGACGGAGAUCCUAAGACAGAGUGAAAGCACCAAUGACACAGCCUCUUCUACCACCAAAGCUCCCGCUAGCUCCAGAGGUAAAGCCCACACAAAGAGGGUGUCCAUGGUCCUUCCUGGCAGUGUUCGCUCGGUAGAGUUCAGGAACCUGCGCCCUCAAACCACCUACACCCUGCACAUUUAUGGCACCACUCCCACGUUUCGCUCCAAGAUUCACAGACUAACCGUCAUGACAGGACCGGAGCCUCCAACAGAGCUGGUGUUCAGUAACGUGACAGAGUCCUCUUUCUCUGUGUCCUGGUCAAAACCAAAGGGCACAUUUACCGGCUUCAAAAUCACAAACACUCACUUUGCCACAGGAGAGAGACAUUCUGUGUCAGUGGUCCCCCAGCAGUCCCAUGUGUCUCUAUCCAAGCUGUCGUCAGGGGCAAUUUAUGAGGUCAGAGUCCUGACUACGAUGGGGAGGAGAGAGAGUGACUCCCUCACGGGGAGCAUCACCACAGUGCCGGCCCCCCCAGUGGCUCUGCGAAUGGUCAACGUGACAGACACAAAGGCCGUGCUGCAAUGGACCCCCGCCAUGGGAAAAGUUGACCGUUUCAUCAUUAGUUAUGAGUCUGCAAAAACUCCUAACGUAACAGUGACAGUGAUGUUGUCGGGUAACUCAGUUCAGCACCAGCUGAGAGGCCUGCAGAGAGCCACUUUGUACACAGUCAAAGCCCUGAGCCAGAAAGACAGCAUGCAGAGCACGGCGGUCACUACCACCUUCACAACUGCCAGCGCUGUAAAGGCGAGUGAGGUGGGAGCUCGUUCAGCUGUUGUGUCCUGGAAAGCACUCGGCGUGUCUUUCAGCAGCUACAGAGUGACCUAUCAGAUGGCCGGAGAGGGAGCCAAGGAGGUGAUUCUGGACUCCAGUGCGACGGAGUACAAGCUGACUGGACUGUUGUCUACAACUAAGUACAAGGUCCUGGUGGAGGGAGAGGAGGACAGACAGUACACAUCCAUUGUCACCACUGAGUUUAUCACAGGAAACCUGCGAUUUCCGUUCCCCGCGGAGUGUUCAGAAGAGCUGCUGAAUGGAGAGCUCCAGUCGGGAGAGGUGGACAUCUACCCAGAGGGCCAGGAUGGGAAGGCGGUUCGAGUGUUCUGUGACAUGGAGACCGAGGGAGGCGGCUGGACUGUGUUCCAGAGGAGAAUGAAUGGAAAGGCAAAUUUCUACAGAUCCUGGAGUGAUUACACCAACGGCUUUGGCAACCUCAGCGAAGAGUUCUGGCUCGGUAAUGAGCUGCUUCACAACCUAACCAGCAUGGUCCCAGUGAGCCUGAGAGUGGACCUGCGUUCAGGGAACCAGACGGCCUAUGCUCUCUACACAAACUUCACCGUUAACUCAGAGGCCAAGCACUACGCCAUCGAUGUGUCUGGAUAUACUGGCACGGCAGGCGACUCCAUGAAGUACCACAACGGGCGACCAUUCUCCACCAAGGACAAGGACCCUGCGCCCCUGGGCAUCCAUUGUGCCAGGGCCUACAUGGGAGGCUGGUGGUACAAAAACUGCUACAAGACCAACCUUAAUGGCCUUUAUGGCACCGACAGAAACAACCAGGGUGUGGUGUGGAUAGACUGGAAAGGCAAAGACUCCUCCAUCCCGUUUACUGAGAUGAAGCUCCGACCGGCCGGGUUCUCCCCGACAACACGCGGCUAAGAUUGUCCCGUGACGCGUCUACCCCCUUAAAAUCGGUCUUUUGAGAAACAGUGGAGAGCCAGAAGAACCGAAGCGUUUGGACGAUGUGCCUCCAGCCUACCCGACAGUACAGAGCUCCGGUUCUGUAGCCCCUUCAUAUCAGCGGUCUCUGUCUCUCUUAAGGAUUUAAGGAUUUCCCGCAAUUGUAGACAGGAAAUAUUUGUGAUCGCAGCUUUUUGUAUUAUUAUUGUGUCCAAAUCUAAGAUGGUUCUGUUGUUCUGUCCUCAAGGCAUCUUUAACUGAUGCACAUCGCAAAGGUUUGCCACCUCAACACUACUGUAAUUGAAACAAAAUGCACUGUCUCAUUCUAUUGGAAUAAACG